GGAAGCGAGCAGCUGCAAAGCAUCUAAUAGAACGCUACUACCACCAGUUAACUGAGGGCUGUGGAAAUGAGGCCUGCACGAAUGAGUUUUGUGCUUCCUGUCCAAGUUUCCUUCGUAUGGAUAACAAUGCAGCGGCCAUAAAGGCCCUUGAGCUUUUUAAGAUUAAUGCAAAACUCUGUGAUCCUCAUCCUUCCAAGAAAGGAACCAGCACUGCCUAUGUGGAAAACAGCACGAAGAGCUCCCACAGCAUUAUCUGUUGUUCAGAAACAAAAGUGAAUAAGCGAGAGAUGCAGGCCCAAAGAGAAGAUUUUAAAGAUGUGAACUAUCUAACUGAGGAAAAGGUAUAUGAAAUCCUGGAUUUGUGUGGAGAACGAGAAGACUAUUCGCCAUUGAUACGUGUGAUUGGCAGAGUUUUCUCUAGUGCAGAUGCUUUGGUACAGAGCUUCCGAAAGGCCAAACAGCAUACUAAGGAAGAGCUGAAAUCCCUUCAAGGAAAGGAUGAGGACAAAGAUGAAGAUGAGGAAGAAAAAGCUGCUUCUGCAGGGUCCAUGGAUGAUGCAGAGGCAUCUUCAUCAAGAAGUUCUUUUGGGGGCUCACAGACAAGAGACAACAAUGUUCAUAAGUUAGGACCUGAUGAAAUAUCUAUUGAUGUUGAUGCAGUCAGACGGGUCUAUAAUAAAUUGCUUUCCAAUGAGAAGAUAGAAACAGCUUUUCUUAAUGCGUUAGUGUACUUGUCACCAAACGUGGAAUGUGAUUUGACUUAUCAUAAUGUAUAUUCAAGGGAUCCGAAUUAUCUAAACUUAUUCAUUAUAGUUAUGGAGAACAGCAACCUUCAUAGUCCUGAAUAUCUGGAAAUGGCUCUUCCACUGUUUUGCAAAGCAAUGAGCAAGUUACCCCUCCCAGCUCAAGCCAAAUUAAUUCGACUAUGGUCAAAAUACACUGCAGACCAGAUCCGUCGAAUGGUGGAAACCUUUCAGCAGCUCAUUACAUACAGGGUCAUAAGUAAUGAAUUCAAUAGUCGAAAUCUGGUAAAUGAUGAUGAUGCUGUUGUUGCUGCUACAAAAUGCUUAAAAAUAGUGCACUAUGCAAACAUUAUUGCAGGCGAUGUGGACACGGGGCACAAUGAGGAAGAGGAAGAUGAGCCAGUUGCAGAAUCCAGUGAAAUUACUUUACAAGAACUACUGGGUGAAGAACGGAGAAAUAAAAAAGGACCCCGGGUGGAUCCCCUCGAAACAGAGUUGGGAGUGAAAACAAUUGAUUGCCGAAAGCCACUUGUCUCUUUUGAAGAAUUUAUUAAUGAACCACUAAAUGAUGUACUAGAAAUGGAUAAAGACUACACUUUCUUCAAAGUUGAGACAGAAAAUAAAUUUUCCUUUAUGACUUGCCCCUUCAUUCUGAAUGCUGUAACCAAGAACUUGGGUCUUUACUAUGACAACAGGAUACGCAUGUACAGUGAACGCCGAAUCACUGUCCUGUACAGCCUCGUACAGGGGCAACAGCUGAACCCUUAUCUUAGACUUAAAGUCAGACGUGACCACAUCAUUGAUGAUGCACUUGUUCGGGUAAGUUUAUUUUUCACUGUGAUUUGUGUACCAUGUUAUGCUGCAAUUUGUGGAUUAAUAGAAGAAAAUAAUACAAAGUGUUUUGCUACAGUUAAUAAAGUAAACAAUUUUCAGUUCAGAGUAAAAGCAUAUUUCCCAUGUUUUGAAGGGUGCUUCAUGUCAAAUUCCAUGUUCCAGUAGAAUGAA
This is a messenger RNA of Rhincodon typus (whale shark), 1748 nucleotides long. RefSeq names its product ubiquitin-protein ligase E3A-like. The coding region runs from base 117 to 1742 and encodes 541 amino acids. The transcript is spliced from 2 exons. The record is from RefSeq and is a predicted model, not a curated record. Lineage: Eukaryota; Metazoa; Chordata; Chondrichthyes; Orectolobiformes; Rhincodontidae.